GUUGACUUUUGAGUUAAACCAUAAACCCCUUCCUCCUUCAGUCUCAGUCAGUCUUCACCGCCUAAACCCAACUUCCCCCAAAUUUCAGCCUCCAUGAAAAUAACUGAAAACACAAAAAUGAAGAUUACCCAGAAAAAUUCAAACCAAAAGCAGCAAAAUUCCGACGACGAAAUCUUCGCUUCAUGCUCAUUCUCCAGCCUCGGCCUCGAUUCUUCCUUGUGCGACCAACUCAAAGAGAGGUUGGGUUUCGAAACUCCGACUCAAGUGCAAGCUAAAGCAAUUCCUGUUAUACUCUCUGGCAGCCAUGUACUUGUUAAUGCGGCAACUGGAACUGGCAAAACUAUUGCUUAUUUGGCACCGAUUAUUCAUCACUUGCAGAAGUACGAACCUCGAAUUCAGAGGGUUGAUGGUACUUUUGCCUUGGUACUUGUACCAACGCAUGAGUUAUGCAUGCAGGUGUAUGAAACUCUGCAAAAGCUACUGCACCGAUUUCAUUGGAUUGUCCCAGGAUACAUAAUGGGAGGUGAAAGUAGGUCAAAAGAAAAGGCGAGGUUGCGAAAAGGUAUAUCUAUACUUGUUGCAACUCCUGGCCGUCUUUUGGAUCACUUAAAGAAUACAUCAUCAUUCUUGUAUACUAAUUUGCGCUGGUUAAUUUUUGAUGAAGCAGAUAGGACACUAGAAUUAGGGUUUGGUAAAGAAGUUGAAGAAAUUCUUAGUAUUUUUAGCUCAAGGCAAAGCAGAACUAAUGAUAAAGAAAGUGGGAACUUUAGAAUUUUUGAGUUUGAAAGGCAGAAUCUGCUCUUAUCUGCUACCUUAAAUGACAAGGUCAAUCAUCUUGCUCAAAUUAGUCUAGAAAAUCCCAUUAUGAUCGGUCUUGGUGAAAGGGAGCCCCAUCAAAAUCCAUCUUCCAAGCAUUCUGGGUCUGUAGGAUCUGAGGAGGAAGAAUUAGAACAAAGUGGGACAGUUAAAGACUCCUCAACUGGAGAUUACAACCUCCCCUCUCAACUUACUCAGAGAUAUGUGAAAGUGCCUUGUGGUUCACGGCUGGCAGUUCUUCUUUCUAUUCUCAAGAAUCUUUUUGAACGAGAAGCUACCCAAAAGGUUGUAGUCUUCUUCUCGACUCGUGAUGCUGUGGACUUCCACUACAAACUUCUAAAGGAGUUCCAGUGGCCGCCAAAUGUUGCAAAAGAAACUAAGGGGAGGCGUCUUUUUAUGAACUGCAAAACCUUCCCCUUACAUGGGAGCAUGGAGAACAAAGAGCGAACAAGUUCAAUUUCUUCCUUCAAAGCAGAAAAAUCUGCUCUACUCCUAUCUACUGAUGUUUUGGCGAGAGGCGUGGACAUCCCUAAAGUUAGCUAUAUUAUACAAUAUGAUCCUCCUGGAGAGGCCACUGAAUAUGUUCAUAGGGUUGGAAGAACAGCUCGCUUGGGCCGGAAGGGAGAUGCAUUAUUGUUUCUACAGCCCGUUGAAAAGGGCUAUUUGGAUGAGUUGGAAAAACAUGGUGUAUCAUUAACAGAGUAUCCACUUCAAAAGGUGUUGGAUAGCUUACCAUUGUAUGGUCAAAAGCACCUUGCGAGGAAGUUUGUUGCAAUUGAGAUGCAUCCCUGGUUAUUAGAUCUACAGAUGGCUCUCGAGGACUUUAUUUAUGCUGAGUCAAAGUUGAAGACGAUGGCAAAGGAUGCAUUUGUUUCUUGGGUGCGAGGAUACACAACCCAUAAACUAGAACUAAAAACCAUAUUCAUGAAGAAGAACCUCCAUUUGGGUCAUGUUGCUAAAAGUUUUGCUCUUAGAGACCAGCCCUCUUUGGUAGGGAAAUCGGUACACCAGCAGAUAAAAAAGAGGAUGAAAAGCGAGCAGAUAAAUAAAAAGAGGAAGAAGAGUGAGCAACAGAAGCAGAAGCAGAAACAGACAGGACAGCGGAAGAAGAGAAAGGUCGCUGUUACAACAUAAAUGCAAAUCUUCUUCAUCUUUUGGUUGACAACUCUGCAUAUAAUGCAGAUACAUACAUGCAUACAUGAAGACAAUUAUGGGGCAUGUGAUAUGUUUUUUGGUGAUUUGGUCAAGAACCCACCCCAAGUUGUGAGAGGUCCGUUUUCUUUUAACUUAUCUUUCCCAAAUUAAAGCUUCCUGGUUGUCCUUGAAAAUGAUUGACUCAAGUUCUUAACAUACUUUCAAGUUCCAAUCCAUCUAAUCCUUUGGAUGGAUUUAUCUGGUAAUUCACCUGUCAUUCAACCAACAAAAGCCACGUACGGCAUUUUCUGGUAACCCUUGUUCAUCCACGCGACAUUGAUAGUAAUAUUAUUUCGAGUUAAUCUAGAAAAUUUAUAGAACUAGUCAUGUGAUUGUAAUCUGUCUAAUUUUGUUUUGAAAAGGCGAAAUGGACUACACAUACAUAUUCAAGGAAAGUCUUUAAACAUCGAUUUAAGCUUUGUAUUAUCUUCCUAAUGAUGUGUUUAAAAUUUUGUUGAACCCUACUGUACAUUAUUAUGGAACACUCGUUGUCUGUAAUUAUUGGUAACAAAAUCAGAGAGAUUGGAGUCCCACCUCCCAGGAUUUUGGUCCACAUUAUACAGGAAAUGUGGUCACAAAAGCAUCUUAUUUCAUUUUCUAAAUUAUAGUA
Messenger RNA from Spinacia oleracea (spinach), 2620 nucleotides. Its product is annotated as DEAD-box ATP-dependent RNA helicase 17. The transcript has 10 exons. Gene Ontology annotation, molecular function: ATP binding; RNA helicase activity; nucleic acid binding. NCBI's taxonomy places the organism in Eukaryota, Viridiplantae, Streptophyta, Magnoliopsida, Caryophyllales, Amaranthaceae. The record is from RefSeq and is a predicted model, not a curated record. Bases 94 to 1950 code for a protein of 618 amino acids.